AUGGCCGCCCUGGCCCGGCUUCAGGCGAGGCUAUCGGGGCUGCGGGAGGAGUAUUUCCGUAGGAACAGAUCUGUAGAUGAAGACAGAAAAAUAGAGUACAAAGCUGCUGUCAAAAUCCAGAGCUGGUUUCGAGGAUGCAGAGUCCGAGCCUAUCUGAGAUAUCUGAACAAAAUGGUGAUUUUUAUACAGAAGUGGUGGAGAGGUUAUCAAACCAGAAGAUACUUCAGAAAAAUGGUGGAGACAGCAUAUUUUAUUAUGAAGAUGAAUUUCUACAAUGAAAUGGCUGUCAGGAUUCAGAAAAGAUGGCGAGGCUACUAUGUUCGGAAAUAUAUCCAUAAUUAUUAUGCACUGAAGAAAUACCUGGAAGCCAUUUCUGUGAAUAACGAGAUUGUCAGGAAUGAACUCCAAGAGUACGCAGAAAUGAAGGAAAAGGAAGACAAAAGGAAAGACCUAGAAAAGAAAGAAAAGGAAAAGAAAUACCAAGCCCGAAAGAUGCAUUACCUCCUUAGCACUGAGCAGAUUGCAGGCAUCUACAAUUCGCCAUUCAGAAAAUCCCCAGAUCCAAUGGAACUGCUGCUACGGAAGUCAAAGCCGUUGAGCCACAGAGGGCAGCAGAUUAAGAGUCCCUUUGCCUGCGAGCUCCAUGACUGGCCAACUUGUAGAAGGCCUCCAACUUUCUCCACAGCACAGCCUCUGCCACCUAUUGGCAGACAGAAACCUCAGGGGCCUUUCCGCGAUACUGCUGAAGUAUUGCGGCAGCGCUACAAGCCUUUGGAACCAACCUUGCGAGUGGCAGCAUCAAUCAAUUCACCACUAGAGAAGGCCAGAGAGGAAAUGAGAAGGGAGGAAUGGAGAAACCGUAUACAUGACAAUGAAUUUCUGCCAUUUUCUUUGUAUCACAAAAAUGAGAAGUAUGACCCAUCAAUUCAUAGGUCAGGCAAAUAUGGCCAAGAAACUUAUGGAAUUAAACACUUCCGAGAAGUACAGCCUGAGAAGUGGGUAGCAGACAAGGACUUUCAAACAGUGUCACCAUCGAUUGUUCUCUUCGAAAAGUUUGGAAAAACUUACUCCAGAACUGGACAAAUAGUAUAA
Aptenodytes forsteri (emperor penguin) is the source of this 1092-nucleotide messenger RNA. It is a transcript of the gene SPATA17, whose product is annotated as spermatogenesis associated 17. The record is from RefSeq and is a predicted model, not a curated record. Gene Ontology annotation, cellular component: spindle pole. The transcript has 11 exons. Bases 1 to 1092 code for a protein of 363 amino acids. Gene Ontology annotation, molecular function: protein binding. Gene Ontology annotation, biological process: mitotic cell cycle; establishment of meiotic spindle localization; spindle organization. Lineage: Eukaryota; Metazoa; Chordata; Aves; Sphenisciformes; Spheniscidae.